This is a messenger RNA of Pipra filicauda (Wire-tailed manakin), 3155 nucleotides long. RefSeq names its product leucine rich repeats and calponin homology domain containing 1 (gene LRCH1). Gene Ontology annotation, molecular function: protein binding. NCBI's taxonomy places the organism in Eukaryota, Metazoa, Chordata, Aves, Passeriformes, Pipridae. Bases 94 to 2259 code for a protein of 721 amino acids. The record is from RefSeq and is a predicted model, not a curated record. The transcript has 20 exons.
CCCGCCACCACGAGCGGGAGGAGGAGGAGGAGGGAGACAGGGAGGGAGGCAGGUCCGGCGGCCCUCUCGGGUACCCCCAGCGGCGAGGGAAAGAUGGCGACGCUGGGAGGCGAGUCGCAGCCCUUCCCCGCCUCUGCUCUGGCAGCGGCGAGUGGGGUGGGCGGCGGCGGCGGCGGCAGCGGGGCGCUGGGUCUGCAGGCGCCGCUGAACCGCGGUCUGGAGCGGGCGCUGGAGGAGGCGGCGCACUCCGGGGGGCUCAACCUGAGCGGCAGGAAGCUGAAGGAGUUCCCGCGCAGCGCCGCCGCCCUCAGCCACGACCUCUCCGACACGGUGCGGGCAGAUUUAUCCAAGAACAGAUUAACUGAGGUUCCUAUGGAGUUGUGUCAUUUUGUGUCACUGGAAACACUAAAUCUAUACCACAAUUGUAUUAAAAAUAUACCAGAUGCCAUAGUAAACUUGCAAAUGCUAACUUAUUUAAAUUUGAGUCGAAAUCAGCUUUCUUCUUUGCCAGCUUGCCUGUGUGGUCUUCCUCUAAAAGUCUUAAUUGCAAGUAACAAUAAGCUAGGUUCUCUUCCAGAAGAGAUAGGUCAGCUAAAACAGUUAAUGGAAUUGGAUGUCAGCUGUAAUGAAAUCACGGCUUUGCCACAGCAGAUAGGCCUGCUGAAAUCUUUAAAAGAACUGAAUGUCCGAAGAAAUUACCUCGAAGUUUUACCCCAAGAACUAGUGCAUCUUCCCUUGGUAAAGUUUGACUUUUCCUGCAAUAAAGUGCUUGUGAUUCCAAUUUGUUUUAGAAAGAUGGUGCAGUUACAAGUAUUACUGCUUGAGAAUAAUCCUUUGCAAUCUCCACCAGCACAAAUUUGUACAAAGGGUAAGGUGCAUAUAUUCAAAUAUUUGACUGUGCAAGCCUGUCAGAUUAAAACAGCAGACUCGCUGUAUCUUAAUGCCAUAGAACCACAGCAUUUACCACAACCUGUGGAAGAGAGCAUUGAUGACAUCUACCCAAGUAAAAAGGACUCAGAUUCAGGUGUUGGUAGUGAUAAUGGUGAUAAACGUUUGUCAGCAACAGAGCCAUGUGAUGAAGAUAAUGUCAGCUUUAAUGUUCCAAUGUCAGACAUCAUGGAAGAAGAUCAUAUUAUAAAGGAAGAUUCAGCUCAUCAUGCUAACUCAAGAAAAGUGGAAUUCCAUCAAGGAUCUUCUCACUUGAUUGUCAAUGAUAAGUCAAGAGAAACAGUAAACCAGUUCGAUGAAUCGGAUACUCUUACUACUGAAUUUAUGAGUUACAUGAAGAGCAGAGCAGCGGAGUGUGAUGAAUUAUUGAGAAUAGAAGAGGACAUACAAUGGCAAACAGACGAAAUACUAAAUUUAUCAGAAGAACAAACUAUUGAUAUAGCAGUGAUAGAACAACUAAGAGAAGCAGUAGAUUUAUUACAAGAUUCCAACAGUGGUCAAAUACAGAUGGAGAUGGCUUCCCUUGGUCAGAGAGAAAAUGCUGAAGAGGAACUAGAAUUUCAGAGGAGGAGGGAGUUGAUUAUGGAGAAAGCAAAGCCUGAAGCGAGAACUUGUGAACACAGUGAAAAAUGGUCAUUAAGUCAGAAUGAUCUAAUUGUUUGGAAUACAAGUGGACAAACCUCUCACAAUGAGAAUAAGGAUAAAAGUCCAGCAAUGUCUCCAACUACAAACACCACAAUCCCUUUUGGCCUGAAGCCACGAUCAGACCCAUCCCUCAGUUUUCCUCCUAUCUCCUUCAACACACUUACACAGGCACAAACAUGGGACAACUUUAGCUACAGUAUCCCAUCUGAAGGAGACAGUGACAAUGUGUUCUUAAGACCACAAAGAAAUUUGGAAUCGAUAGACCCACAAUUUACAAUUCGAAGGAAAAUGGAGCAGAUGAGAGAAGAGAGAGAGCUUGUGGAACAGCUACGUGAGAACAUAGAAACAAGACUAAAGAUUUGUUUGCCUGAAGACCUGGGGUCAGCUCUGAUGGAUGGUGUCGUUCUCUGCCAUUUAGUAAAUCACGUUCGCCCUCGGUCUGUAGGAAGUAUUCACGUACCUUCACCAGCAGUACCUAAACUUAGCAUGGCCAAAUGCAGGAGAAAUGUGGAAAACUUUUUGGAUGCAUGUAGAAAACUGGGGAUACCAGAGGAAAAGCUCUGCCUACCACAUCACAUCCUAGAAGAAAAGGGCUUGGUAAAAGUGAGCAUAACAGUUCAAGCAUUGCUAGAUGUAACCACAGUGAAACAAGCUUUAUUCACAUGAAACUACUCUCUCUGCUGUUACCAGCUCCACUGUGCCGUGAAAGAAUCAAAAAACUGCCCAUCUGUUCAAACUGCAUGGAAAAAAACCCCAAUACUCCAAGAGUAUUCUUACACUUUAAAUUUUAAAACCAUGUUUCAGACUGUACGUAUGUGUCAAACUACAGAGCAGAAACGAAACAGAAACAUUUUCUAGAAGAAGUUGGCGCUUCACUGCUUUUACACGUCACUUUGUACAGUACUUACUAAAACAACCACCUCUCUGCCACUUAAAAAUGUGUGGAGCACACAGCUGUCUUGCAGCAAGAUACCUUCGUAUUAUUAAACUAAGAAUCGCUGUAAUCAUUUGGGGGGAGGGAGAAGGGAGAGUAAAUCAGACUGCUACCAUGGUAGGUUUUUCUGCAGUUGCGUCAGGCUAUUGCCUUUUAAAAAAAUCCAGACAUAAAAUAUUUAUAUAAAUAUUAUUUAUUAGUGAGUUGUUAUUCAUCCUUUGGAUGCAGAAUGUAAAUUAGGAAACUGUAUUUUAUUACUGCUUUUUUUGUGGUUAAACACUUUAUUUUAAUAUAAAUACUUAGUUAUUUUUUAUUCUACUUGGUGUGCAGUAGCUCUAGAUCUUCGUAAAUUGUAUUUUCUAACGUAAGAUAAAAAAAAGCAAACAAUAGGUGCUUUUAAUAAAAGAACAGCUAGCUGGAAUGGAAUUCUUUAUUUCUUGAAUCUGUGGAACAUUGGUAAAAAAUUCCAUUCUGCCUUCCACUGAGUUUCCUACAUUCCAGUAGCACUUCUCCCCUCACUCCACUAAAUCGGCUGAAACUGAGAGCACACCCAUUUUAUUUGUAUAUAGAUGUUUAAAAACAAACAAACAAAAAAAGGAAAUAUGUAAACUUGAACAAUAAAUGUGAA